CUGAUCAGGCGUGCACUAACGCGCCAAGUAUUUUAUGACAGCUUACCUUCUUUAGUCACAAAUCCGCACGCAAUCAUACACACUGAUUUAUCUAUCUGGCCACGAUGCGCUAUGUUCGAGGUAACGUCUGUCAUAAGAUAUGUACAUAUUUGUGUCAUUCCACACGGUUCCAUCGCCCCCGUAUCUAAUCCAGGUCUGAAUCGCAUAUUGUUAGUGAUCAUUAUCAGCAUGGAACCGCAUGUGCAAGUACAAUUGUAUCUUCUCAUUGUGAUAACCUUACCCAAAGCAGCGUUUUCUGUUCGUGGAUGUGUGACUUAUGUGGCUGGGGAGGAUUAUUCAAUGCGUCAGUCUAUUUGUGACAAACCGGACACUCAUUUCACUACCAUUCCAGCCGCGUUACCCAGUCAAGUGGUCAAACUGACUGUGAAUCAUCAGGACAUCACGGAACUGAAUUCCACACAAUUCAAACAUUUGCCCAAUCUGACCUAUCUGGAUCUGGAUUCAAACAAAAUUGUUCGCAUUCAUCCGAACACGUUUCAUGUGUUGAAGCAUUUGCAGACGCUGAGUCUACGAUUCAAUCUACUCAUAUUCAGUGUGGAUUCCUUCCAUCCGGAUGUAACUCAUGGACUAAUCGGAUUAGAGAACUUGAACCUAUUGCAAAAUCCAAUGGGAUAUGUGCCCAAAAGGAUCUUUGCUCCCAUUGGGUCCAGUCUACGAUCUUUGGUGCUUUCUGGGGGAUCUGAGGAUUUUCAGUUAGACCCCGGAGCCCUGGAUGGUUUGACAAUGCUUCAGCUGUUAGAUUUGAGUUACAACCACUUGGAAAGCUUGCCGGAAUCGUUUGAAAGCACAUUGCACCAUAUGCAACUGAAGGAACUCUAUCUAUACGGAAACCCAUGGCGUUGUGAUUGCAAUUUGCGAUGGCUGAAAGUUUGGUUUCUCAAGUACAACUCUAAACUGAUCUACUCGAGACCAGUGCCUGAGGGUGUGAAUCGGAAUCUGUUAGAUCCCAGUGCACAACGUUGGUACGAUUACAACUAUGAUGGAACUGGUGAUGGACCGUCUUUGCUUCAGCCUCGUUGUGCUUCUCCAUACGCUCUUUUUGGACGCCCUCUGUUCAGUCAUCAAACCCUGGCCGGUUUGCAACCCGUUCGAACCACGGACUUUCAUUGUCUUCCGCAAGCCCUUACCGCAAAUCAACCUGUUCAACUUACCCUGGGCAGUAAUGCCACAUUGACCUGUGAAUUUUUUGCCGAUCCUACCGGUAUUGUGGUGUGGUAUCGUAAUGGCACAUUGAUUCAACAACGUUGGGCACGUAUGAGCAUGCAUCAGACCACCGGACGGACAUUCCAAGCGGAACUAACUGUACAGGACGUGCAACCGAGUGAUGCAGGCACAUAUGUGUGCUUUUUGGAUACAGGGCACGGACGCGUGAACACGACAUUUUCUGUCCAGGUGAACAGCGAUGAUCAAACUGUGUCUUCUAAAAUCAAGGAGGGCGUAUUUCGAUGGAUAAAUCGCCUAAAUACAACCCUGGUGUUAAAGUAUACCGGAAUUAUUGCUUCAUGUUUGAUUAUGCUGUUAAUGAUAAUAGGGUUAUUUAUAUAUUGUUUCUAUGGCAAACGGAACAGGCUGUCCAAACCCCGUUUCGAUCGAGAACGUAUGUCCAAUCAGGUUGAACCAGAUGUCCAAAUGAAUAAUGAUUCUCCGAUCAAGUCUCAAACGAACGCAGGGACCUACGAUUUUCUACCACCACGACCAUCUGUCGUAGCUCCACAGUCCUCAUUAGUUAGAAGGGAAAAUGUGCCUGUCGACAUUAAGGAUAACAAUAUGCGUGAAAUGCAGUUGAUUUCACCAACAAAUGAAAAGAUGGAUAACUAUGUGACAUUUCGUAUUCUACCUACCGAUUCCAAAAAUGAUUUACCUCAACGCUGUUCCGUGCACAACUAUGCAAUCAUUCACCCAGUUGGUGCAGAUUCUGUUCUGCUCGACAGUACAAAUCCCCGGCUAAUCCCCCUACCUUCCGCCGCUCAGCUCCUGGUCAGUCCUCCUGCAAUGCCGGCCCCGAUUGCACACACAGACCAAUCACACUUAUUGGUUUUCAAAGAACCUGAACGUAACCUUACGAAUAUGGAACUGUCUGGUAUUAUACAACCGCCUGGUCCGGUGCUAUCGGAUGCACUUGUUGCAAAUACAUCCACAUCAGACCUUACGCCAUGUCCUCUGCAUGGUCACAUAUAUGCCACAUUGCAUCCACAUCAAUCAGAUCGGCGAGAUAAUGUAGAAAGUUCAAAAAGGCAUAUAGCCACCAUGCCUGCUGGUCUGGGCUCGGUUCACGAGAAACGGACCAGUACUUUGCCCAGUAGGAGAAAAUCCCCCGGAGCCGGUGGGGGGUCUGGAUUUGCAACAGCUGCCACAAGCACCACGGCAAAUUUGGAAGCAUCUGAGGGAACAAACAGAUUUGGGGCAUUAAAUGCUUCUUCAACCCCUGAUAUCGCUGUGAUCAAACCCAAAACGAAUGGGCCGGCAGUCAAAUCAACGGAUAAUAACCAUGACCAUGAUGAAGUCGCAUCCUGA
Molecule: messenger RNA, 2574 nt
Organism: Echinostoma caproni
Lineage: Eukaryota; Metazoa; Platyhelminthes; Trematoda; Plagiorchiida; Echinostomatidae
Source: the annotation of a GenBank genome assembly